AUGCCACAAAUAAAACAAAAAAUUCCUAAAACUCGUCAUAAAUCUAUUGAUAACUGGCAAUCAAGCUCAAGCAGUCGCGAGGAAGCAUGGGAAAGACUUCACAAAAAAAAUGUUACUAUUAUUUACAAUGGAAACGCCGCUAUGGAAGAACUGAUAGAACGAUUUGAGAAUCCUACGAACUCCAAAAAUUUCGUUAAAGAAGAUGAACUCCAUCAGUUAAGCCUAGAUGGGAAAUCGAAAUCAAACAGUAACGACGAGGAAGCUAAGUCUGCUGAAAACUUUAGAGAUGUCAAGAAGUGGAUCUCUGAAUUACCUGCAACAGGCGAUUUUCAAAUAAGUAGAUGA
Molecule: messenger RNA, 345 nt
Organism: Ambispora leptoticha
Lineage: Eukaryota; Fungi; Glomeromycota; Glomeromycetes; Archaeosporales; Ambisporaceae
Source: the annotation of a GenBank genome assembly